Messenger RNA from Zingiber officinale, 1125 nucleotides. Its product is annotated as FCS-Like Zinc finger 13-like. The transcript is spliced from 2 exons. The record is from RefSeq and is a predicted model, not a curated record. NCBI's taxonomy places the organism in Eukaryota, Viridiplantae, Streptophyta, Magnoliopsida, Zingiberales, Zingiberaceae. The coding region runs from base 308 to 928 and encodes 206 amino acids.
UUGCUUUCACAGAGAGAAAGAAGAAACAGAGCUGUGGACUGAGAAGCCCACCAAAAGCAUAGCUGAGAGCGCGAGCGCGAGAGGGGGAAGAGAGACAGAGGAGCGCAGAAAAGGUGGUUCUUUUCCUCUCUCCCUCCCUCUCCUCGUCCGCUUUUCGUCGUCUUUUAUCCCCCCUCUCUUUCUUCUCCGGGGAGGAACAAGCAAUCUUCCCGUAGAUUUAUAUAUAUACACACGGCCUCACAGGCCAUGGCCUAAAAAUCGCUCCUUUGUUUCCUUUCUCUAAUAAAAUUGGUGCUAGAAAGCAGCCAUGGCGGAUUCCAGGGACCAGAAGUGGCACUCCAUUUUGAAACUGGCGCUUUCAGUAGGCUCAGACGUCGCCGGAGAGCACCGGUCCAAGCCCAGCUUCGCCGCCGGCGAUGGCGCCGUCGGGCUGGCCAUCGUCGCCUCCAUGAGCGAGGAGCCGCGGGCCUACCGGUCGGAACCGGUCCGGAUCGGCGCAGUGAUGACGAAACCCAACCUGAGGGCCGCCGCCUCGCUCAUGAACGAGGGCGAGGAGCUCUCCGAGAGCUAUACUUGCGUGAUUUCGCACCUGGGAGGGAACAAGAUGAAGAAAAGGGUCUACUUUGGCGACGGCGACAGCGGCCUUCUCCUGGAACCGCCGCCGCCGCCACCGGAGGACCCGCCCUUCGUGGUGGCCGAGUUCCUGAGGUGUUGCUUUGUGUGCAAGAAGCAACUCGACGGCAUGGACGUCUACAUGUACAGAGGGAAGGCCUUCUGCGGCGAAGAAUGCAGAUACCAGCAGAUGCUAGUGGAGGAAUUCGGCGAAAAGCUCAGUACUGGCACUUCAAGAAACUACAAAUAUUCGUCUUCCCCUUGCUCAGCUUCAUUGCUUGUCACAGCUGGUAUUGCAGCUGCUUCAGUACACUGAGUAAUAAACUGUAACUUUUGAUGAAAAACAAUAGGAUGUAAGAGUGAAUAAGAUGAAACGAAAGGGUUCAAUAACGAGUGUUUCCGGCACAAGUAGCGCCUUAAUUUGUGCGAAGAUAGGGUAUGCGGUGAGCUUGGAAUUCACAAGUUUAAGUAUGUAUGAAAAAAUAUAUAUGAUAUGUUGUUUCUUGUGAUCGA